Molecule: messenger RNA, 233 nt
Organism: Cetraspora pellucida
Lineage: Eukaryota; Fungi; Glomeromycota; Glomeromycetes; Diversisporales; Gigasporaceae
Source: the annotation of a GenBank genome assembly
CUCAAGAUAUAUCUAUUAUAAAAUCUCAGAAAUUAAGUGACAUUGAUGCUCCUACUAUCAAUCCAAAUGAAUUGAGUGAACCUUCAAAUUUUAUGAAGGAUGACGUUCGUGCUCUUACUAGUUUACAGAAUAUACUUGAAAAUUUAUCCGUAAAAUAUCCGAUAACUAAUGCACAAAUAUUAUCAGGUAAAACACAUAGGAGAGUUGGAGAAGAAGGUCCACCCGUUAACUUU